This is a messenger RNA of Contarinia nasturtii (swede midge), 930 nucleotides long. RefSeq lists its product as uncharacterized. NCBI's taxonomy places the organism in Eukaryota, Metazoa, Arthropoda, Insecta, Diptera, Cecidomyiidae. Bases 75 to 794 code for a protein of 239 amino acids. The record is from RefSeq and is a predicted model, not a curated record. The transcript has 2 exons.
AAAUGAAUUUAGCCGACUAUAAAAAUCGCAGGAUCUGAGCCAUCUAAUCACACUGAAGCAAGCUCUUAGCCACUAUGUGUCGUUUAAUCCAAACAGUUUUCGUAGUUACGGUUCUCGUUGCCGGUUACCAUUGCAACGUUCCAAAUGUAGGAGAAAUGUUGGGAAAACCUCAAGAGUAUGCAAUGAGCCCAGCGCAAUGGCAAUCCAUUGAAUCUACGUUUGAAUUGUACAAAAAAUCAAUAACCUCUAUGCAAAUUUCCCUUAAAAAGUUAAAAAAAAAUAAAACAGUAAAAGAAAUUUUAAGUUUGAUUAACGCUAAUUUGGGCUACUUUCAAAAUUGGAUAAGAGGCCUCAAGCAACUUGACGACAGUACUGUUUCUUAUGUUGCCGGUAUAUCUAACGCAUGGACCCAAUUGUUAAGAGAAGAUGCAGAACAUAUACAAUUGUUUGAUGCAUCCAAAUUGACAGCUUUGGAAAAUAGCAUUCGCGGUGAUGAGAAAUUGGCAAUUGAUCAAUUGCAAUUAGUUAAUCAUGUAGGGAGCUUAUUGCUUGAGGGGAUGGGCAAUCGUAAAGAAGAAGUUGAUAAUUUUGAUACACAUUUACAAUUCGGAGACGGCUACAUGUCAUCACUGGAUGCAAUUUUGAAUAAUAUUGAUUUAACAUUUACAUUGAACUAUCAAAGAAAUGUAGAAAUGCAAAAUCAUUUUAAAGAUUUAAAAGCGGCAAAAGAAGAAAUGAAAAAAAUAUUGGAUGAACUAUACAAAGCACUUGUAGUCAAAAACAAAAAUGAUUAAAAAAUGAUAAAAUUUGUUCGAAAUACGUUUAUUAAGUUUGCCUGACCUUGUAAUAUUCUUUCUUAUUCAAUAGUUCACUUAGAACUAAAGUUUUGUUUAACAAUAUGAAAAAAUAAAACAAAUACCAAAUUUCCUA